GAGGGGCGGGCGGCGGGAGUAUGGGUGAUGGCGCCGGGCGCGGGCCGGGGGCUGCGGAUGCUGUUCCAGGGCCGCGCGCUGCUCGUCACCAAUACGCUGAGCUGCGGCGCGCUCAUGGCGGCCGGGGACGGCGCGCGCCAAGCCUGGGAGAUGCGCGCCCGGCCGGGCCAGGCGUUCGACCCGCGGCGCUCGGCCUGCAUGCUCGCCGUGGGCUGCACCAUGGGCCCGGGCCUGCACUUCUGGUACCUGUGGCUGGACCGCCUGCUCCCCGCGGCGGGGCCCCGCGGCCUGCGCCCCGCGCUCGGCAAGGUGCUGGUGGACCAAGUGGUCGCGUCACCCGUGCUGGGCGUCUGGUACUUCCUGGGCCUCGGCUCCCUGGAGGGCCAGACCCUGAGUGAGAGCUGCGCGGAGCUGCGGGCCAAGUUCUGGGAAUUCUACAAGGCAGACUGGUGUGUGUGGCCGGCCGCGCAGCUGGUGAACUUCCUCUUCGUGCCCGCCCAGUUCCGGGUCACCUACAUCAACGGGCUGACGCUGGGCUGGGACACCUACCUGUCCUACCUCAAGUACCGGACACCGGGCCCCUGAUGUCCCCAGGCGGCAUGGCCGUGGACUCCCGAGUGGACUGAGCUGGACCAGACACGGGACAGGGCGAGCCAGCAGCGGGGCAGCCCCUCCACCAGAGGGCGCUCCGCCCACCGCACCACCGGGGUCCCGGGCGCCGGCCCUGCCCCAGCCUGGUCCGGUGUCCCCCUGAGAAACCCGACCUGCAUGGUGGACAACCGCCCUCCCCACCCAGCGGCCGGCUCGAGGCCCCUCGUCCUGAGAGAGGCAGGGACACGACCCCUCCCCCGGGCGCUCGCGGACGCAGCGUGGUCCAUUCGCUUUAUUGGGCUGUGUGUAGUGUGGCCUUAACAUGUCCUAGGUGACAUCAGAACGGGGGCUGGGGGGG
Lepus europaeus (European hare) is the source of this 949-nucleotide messenger RNA. It is a transcript of the gene MPV17L2, whose product is annotated as MPV17 mitochondrial inner membrane protein like 2. Gene Ontology annotation, cellular component: cytoplasm; membrane. Lineage: Eukaryota; Metazoa; Chordata; Mammalia; Lagomorpha; Leporidae. Gene Ontology annotation, biological process: mitochondrial ribosome assembly. Bases 28 to 585 code for a protein of 185 amino acids. The record is from RefSeq and is a predicted model, not a curated record. The transcript is spliced from 5 exons.